AUGAACUGUGGCAAAAUGUGUUACAAAACCACCACACUGAAGGCAGAUGUUUUUUGUCAGAUUACUGAUGAAGAAACUCUGAGGCUUGGGGUGACAGCUGCUGGAAAGUGCUACCUGGAGUCGGACGUCAUGGACAUCCAUUCAUACAUCCAGUACUUGGAAUCUACCUUGAUUGGUUUGCAAAGAGGAAGCUCACAGGGAAUUCCUGUUACCUUCCAUCCACUUAGUGAGGGCUUCAACCUGUUAACUCCUGCCUCCAAGAUUAUGAUCACCUUUCAGAACAUGUUAACCAGGCUGCUCAAAAAGCAGCAAUAUGGAUUUCAAGUUGACGAAGAAAAUCUGAGCUUUGCAAAGCGGGAUGAGCUGGAUGCAGAUCACAGAGGACUUUGUCCUGGAAAAGAGGGGAGGAAUGAGUGCCUGGAGCCCCAGGUAGAGAGGUGUGAAAUUGACCAACUAUCCCCUCGCCAGGACACCCCACACAUCACCACAUGGGAAGCAGGCUGGAACAUUACCAACGCCAUCCAAGGUAUUUUUGUCUUGGGAUUGCCAUAUGCAGUUCUGCACAGUGGAUAUGUCGGUUUGUUUCUUAUCAUCCUCGCUGCUGUGAUUUGCUGCUACACUGGAAAAAUUCUCGUCGCCUGCUUAUAUGAAGAAAAUGAAGAAGGACAGCAUGUCAGAGUGAGGACAUCAUACGAAGACAUCGCCAAUGCCUGCUGCAAGCAAGUAUUCCCUAAACUAGGAGGCAGAGUUGUUAAUUGUGCCCAAGUUAUUGAACUGAUCAUGACUUGUGUUUUGUAUUUGGUGGUGAGUGGAAACCUCAUGUUUCACAGUUUUCCACAAGUGUCUGAGAAAACCUGGUUCAUAACAGCAUUUGUUAUUUUGGUGCCCUGUGUGUUCAUAAAAAAUUUCAGAAUAGUCUCAAAGCUGAGCCUCCUUUGCUCCUUGGUGCAUUUUGUUGUAACUUUUAUUGUCAUUGCCUACUGUCUGACACAGUUGCAACAAUGGUCGUGGAAAAAGCUCACCUUCACGGUGGACUUUGAGAAAUUCCUGAUUUCAGUUGGGGUUAUUAUUUUCAGCUACACUUCUCAAAUUUUCCUGCCCACCUUAGAAGGCAGUAUGAGACACAAAAGUGAUUUUGUGUGCAUGAUGACCUGGACUCAUUUGUCUGCAUGUCUGUUUAAGACACUCUUCGCUCUGGUUGCAUUUUUAACCUGGGGGAACCAAACAAAAGAAAUGAUCACAGACAAUCUGCCCUUCACCCUGCGGUUCCUGGUAAGUGUGUGCUUGGUGGCAAAGGCUCUCCUUUCCUAUCCACUGCCUUUUUACGCAGCUGCUGAGGUUUUACAAAACUGUCUCCUGAAGCUGGGUUCAAUUGAAGGCAAGGUGCUUAUUUUGCGAGGAUGUUUGUUGCUGUCAACCCUCCUAAUGGCCAUGUUCAUGCCUCAUUUUACCCUCUUAAUGGGAUUAACAGGCAGUGUCACAGGUACUGCAAUGACUUUCCUCCUCCCUUCAUUUUUUCACUUGAAAUUACUGUGGCACAAAUUGGGCCAUUUUGAAAGGUUCCUGGACAUUUCUAUCUUACUCCUCGGAUUAUUUUGUGCUAUUUCAGGCAUAUUCUGUUCCGCAAAGGGGUUAAUUCUAGCUUUACAGAAAAGUUAA
This is a messenger RNA of Callorhinchus milii (elephant shark), 1659 nucleotides long. Its product is annotated as vesicular inhibitory amino acid transporter. The coding region runs from base 1 to 1659 and encodes 552 amino acids. Gene Ontology annotation, molecular function: amino acid transmembrane transporter activity. Gene Ontology annotation, biological process: amino acid transmembrane transport. Lineage: Eukaryota; Metazoa; Chordata; Chondrichthyes; Chimaeriformes; Callorhinchidae. The transcript is spliced from 4 exons. Gene Ontology annotation, cellular component: vacuolar membrane. The record is from RefSeq and is a predicted model, not a curated record.